This is a messenger RNA of Manihot esculenta (cassava), 1709 nucleotides long. RefSeq names its product GTPase ERA-like, chloroplastic. Gene Ontology annotation, molecular function: rRNA binding; GTP binding; ribosomal small subunit binding. The coding region runs from base 76 to 1329 and encodes 417 amino acids. Lineage: Eukaryota; Viridiplantae; Streptophyta; Magnoliopsida; Malpighiales; Euphorbiaceae. The record is from RefSeq and is a predicted model, not a curated record. Gene Ontology annotation, biological process: ribosomal small subunit assembly. The transcript has 10 exons.
UAUAUUUGAAAGAUAUGACAGAAAGGAAUUGGAAUGGAGCCAUAGGCAACAACACUGAAGAAGCAAGCUACUAUAAUGGAGCUAGCUUUCCACUUCUCUCCGGUUCUUCCCCGAUACUCCAUGCAAUCUUAUACAAUUUCACCCUUCCGCCAUUGUUAUUCUAGAUACCAGUUCAUAACAAGUGGUCAAUUUCUAUUUCAAGCCAACACUAGUAAUAGUAACAGGGAUGCCCACCUUAUCUUCUCCUUCUCAAAGAAGCAGCAGCAGCUAUGGAUUAGCGACGAUGAGGACGAUUACUACGACGGGGAGGAGGAGGAGGAAGAAGAGUCGAAUAUUUUAUCACUGAGUGAAAAGCCAGAGAGGAACAUGACGCUGCUUGACGACUACGAGUUGGAAGAGCUUGACUACGCUUCUGACCCUAAUCAUCGAAGCGGGUAUGUGGCUGUACUUGGCAAGCCAAAUGUUGGAAAGAGUACGCUUUCCAACCAAAUGAUAGGCCAAAAGUUGUCAAUUGUUACUGAUAAACCUCAGACUACCAGGCAUCGGAUUCUUGGUAUAUGUUCUGGUCCUCAGUACCAGAUGAUACUUUAUGAUACACCUGGUGUUAUUCAAAAGCAAAUGCAUAAGUUGGAUUCUAUGAUGAUGAAGAAUGUCCGCAGUGCUGCCAUCAAUGCAGACUGUGUACUAGUGAUCGUUGAUGCAAGUAAAGCUCCUGAAAAGAUUGAUGAAGUGUGGGAAGAAGGUGCUGGAAGCCUUAAACAUAAGCCACCUACAUUGCUAGUAUUGAAUAAGAAAGACUUGAUUAAACCUGGUGAAAUUGCAAAGAAACUUCAGUGGUAUGAGAAAUUCACUGAUGUUGAUGAGGUCAUUCCUGUGAGUGCAAAAUAUGGACAUGGAGUGGAAGACGUCAAGGAUUGGAUACUGUCAAAACUUCCAACUGGACCAGCUUAUUAUCCAAAGGACAUCGUUAGCGAACACCCAGAGAGAUUUUUUAUAGCUGAAAUUAUAAGAGAAAAGGUCUUUAUGCAAUUUCGCAAUGAAGUUCCUUAUGCAUGUCAGGUCAAUGUGGUGAGUUACAAAAGUAGGCCCACAGCAAAAGAUUUCAUACAAGUGGAGAUAGUUGUUGAGAAAAAUUCCCAGAAGAUCAUCAUCAUUGGAAAAGAAGGAAGGGCUCUGAAAUUACUUGCAACAGCUGCUCGGCUUGACAUUGAAGAUUUCUUGCAAAAGAAAGUUUAUCUCGAGAUUGAAGUGAAAGUGAAAGAAAAUUGGCGGCAAGACGAAGGACUUCUGAACUACUAUGGCUAUGGAGGGAAAAUUCGAGCAUUAUAAUUUAGUGUGGAAGCCUUCCGUCAGGUAUCUUGGUCUUGCUAGCUAGGGCUUAGAAGCAUGAACCACUUUGGCCUCCGGUGACACCACUACAUCACGUCUUCUAGGGUUGAUUGAGGAGCCCAAGUCGAUGUAGCCUUGAAUGUUCUAGUUGUGAAACAUGGCCAUAUGAUUGGAUCAUAGUGGGUUGCUCACCUUUGAACGAGUCCCAUUUUUCAGCCGAUCUUCAAGGUGCACCUUCAUUAGAUUUGCAUAGAUAAACAAAUGGAAUCAAAUGCAGAUUUUUUCCGUCUUUGCAAGUUUGUAAGUUUCAUUGUGAAAAUUUUUAACAUACCGGAAUAUAUAAUUUUUAUAUGACAUGAAUAGAAUUUAAUUAUUUUCAA